Molecule: messenger RNA, 2815 nt
Organism: Emiliania huxleyi CCMP1516
Lineage: Eukaryota; Haptophyta; Isochrysidales; Noelaerhabdaceae
Product: heat shock protein 90
Exons: 11
Coding region: 565-2550 (661 amino acids)
Biological process (GO): protein folding
Cellular component (GO): mitochondrial inner membrane
Molecular function (GO): ATP hydrolysis activity; protein kinase binding; ATP binding
Source: RefSeq, a predicted model, not a curated record
CGAUCCCCCCACCCCCUUGCUCCCCUCCCCCCCCUCGGGAGGGCCGAACUGAGGCGCCCGAGGGGACCCCGCAAUUCCCUUCCCCCCUCGGAGGGCCGGACUGAGGCGUCGAGGGCCCCACUCUUUCCUUCGCAUAGCGGCCACUCUUCGGAUCGCUGGUCGAGCGACCCGGGGGAUGCCCCGCGCGCCUGACCCAGGCGCGGAAACGAAUCUGCGAGGCGUGGCCGCUCAUGCGGCCCGAUGGGGAGGAGGGGAAGACGUAGGGCGUGCUUGCGCGCCUUUCCGAGGCCCCUCCAACCCACCCGCGCUAGGUCUCGGGGGACGAAGGGGUCACACCCGACGACCUCGGGAACUAGCCGGGGCAGUCGGAGAAGGGGCAACUCCGUGCACUGACGGUCGGCCGUCAGAAAACACGCCUCCGUGGCUCGGGUUACACCAAUCCUCGCUACCCAACGCGGCCAAAGGAUAUCCACCUCGAGAACCUCGAGAGAGAGAGCACUUCGCGUAUGUUUUCUUCUCUUCUUCCCCUCUACCAGGUAGACAGCACAACGUGCCGCGAAGUCGAUGCUGCUGCGGAACUUGGGUCGAUGCUCGCACAUUGUGCGAGCUCGUUUGCCGCUGCGCCGCUCGUGCAGUGGCGUGCUUCGUCGUCUUUCAACCACGAGCGAGGCCAAGGACGCUGCCACCGAGAGCACCGAAGGCACACCGCCGCCGCCACCUGCGGAGGCCAUCCUCGGUGCGACUGAGACCAAGGAGUUUCAGGCAGAGACGAAGAAGCUUCUCGACAUCGUGGCCAACUCUCUCUACACAGACAAGGAGGUCUUCCUUCGCGAGAUUGUCUCGAAUGCGUCGGACGCACUGGAGAAGCGGCGGUACGCCGAGGUGACGGGAUCAGCCGAGGAGGGCGCUGGUGAGAUGGCCAUCUCGAUCACCACUGACAGCGAGGCUGGGACGCUCACCAUCACCGACUCGGGCAUCGGGAUGUCGCGGGACGACCUCGUUGCGAACCUGGGCACAAUCGCCUCGUCUGGCUCCAAGCGGUUCGUGCAGCAGCUGGCCGACACGGCCGGCGACGGCGCCUCCGCCGCGUCGGCCAACGUCAUCGGCCAGUUCGGCGUCGGCUUCUACUCUGUCUUCAUGGUUGCGGACCACGUCACCGUCUACUCAAGGCAGCAUGGCGCGGAGGCGGGCCACUGCUGGCGGUCGAGCGGCGACGGCGCCUACGAGCUUUCCGAGGCGUCGAACGUGGCAGCGGGCACCAAGAUUGUACUGACGCUCAAGGAGGAAGAGAAGCGGUUCGCGUCGCGGUGGGCAGUCGAGGCCAACCUGCGCAAGUACUCGUCCUUUGUCGGCUUUCCCGUGAGCGUCGACGGCGAGCGGGCAAACACCAUCGAGGCGCUGUGGACGAAGGCCAAGAGCGAGGUGAGCGACGAGGAGCACGCCGAGUUCUUCCGCUUCAUCGCGCAGGACUUUUCCGACCCGCGCUACACGCUGCACUUUGCGGCCGACGCGCCGCUCGCCAUUAAGGCGCUCUUCUACAUCCCCGAGUCCCACCCUGAGAAGUGGGGCAUGGCGCGGAUGGAGCCGGGCGUGUCGCUCUACUCGCGGCGCGUGCUCAUCCAGCCGCGUUCCGACAAGCUGCUGCCCGAUUGGAUGCGCUUCGUGAAGGGGGUGGUCGACUCGGAGGAUGUGCCCCUCAACAUCUCCCGCGAGAGCAUGCAGGACUCCGCGCUGAUGCGCAAGCUCUCCUCGGUCCUCUCGCGCCGCGUGCUCAAGUUCUUGCAGGAGCGGGGAGAUGAGCGCGCCAAGAAGGACGAGGAAGGGUACCUCGCCUUUUUCCGCGAGUUUGGGCAGUUUAUCAAGGAGGGCGUGUGCGCCGACUUUGAGCUCAAGAGCGAGGCCGCCAAGCUGCUGCGAUUCGAGUCCACCGCCGCAGAGCCGGACACACUUGUCUCGCUGGACGAGUACAUCGCGCGUAUGGUCCCGGAGCAGGAGGACACGAUCUACUACCUCGUGGAGGUGCUGCUGCUCACCUCGACCAUCGACGAGUUUGCGAUGGCCAACCUCAUGUCCUACGCGGGCAAGGAGCUCGUCUCGGCGGAGAAGGCGAAGCUGCAGGUGGAGCCCGACGCGGAGACGCCAGCCAUCUCGGCCGAAGACGCCGGCGCGCUCUGCACGUGGCUUGCAGAGGCGGUGCCCCUCGUCUCUGAGGCGAGCCUCUCGUCCCGUCUGGUCGACUCGCCCGCGAUCGUCGUCGGGCACGAGUCGGCGGCGAUGCGUCGGAUGAUGGGGAUGGUCGAGGCGGGCCGCGCACCGGAGCUCUCACCGCAGAGGCUCGAGAUCAACGGCCGCCACCCCAUCAUCCUCGGUCUGGCUGCGGCUCGAUCCGAGCGGCCCGAGCUGGCCAAGCAGAUCGCGCAGCAGGUCUUCGACAACGCGCUCAUUUCUGCGGGGCUGCUCGACGACCCGCGCGCGAUCGUCGGCAACAUCAACUCGAUCAUGGCCGAGUUGCUGAGCCGUCCCACGACUCAGCCCGAGUCGUCCUCUUGAGAACCCCCUCACCCCAGGCCCCGGCCCGGCACCAUCUUUCCGGCUCGUCUGCUGGGGCGGGCUGCGCGCCCCCCUUCAUCAGCGAUGCGUCUCAGCACAGUUUGGCGUCUGGCUCUCAACGUAUAGGGGUUGGCUAGUAGCCUCGCACACACGAAUCACGAUUCACAUACGCGUUCCUAGUACGUCCGGGACGGUCCCCCCGGCGCCCCAGUGAGCGGUGUUAACACACCUACCGGCCCCACAAAAUACUUCGUACGUCCCCUCA